AUGCGCGCAGAGAGGCGACAUUUCACACCUGAGUACAAUGAAGGAUCUGGUAGUCCACCCAAGAAGGAUCCAGAUAAAGCUCUGAGCUGCGAAUCCGAUCCCAAUCGUGGUGGUGAAGCGCCUAAGCACGUUAGGAUGCCGUCGCUGCCAACCAUAUCCGAGUUCAAUGACGGUUAUGCUGAACCGCCCACGAAAGAUCCUGACAAGGCCUUAUAUAUGAAUAAGCGUCCGGGAGAUGCCCGAGAGUAUGAGUCUGAAGAGACUCUAGAGGCCGAAUGUUCGCGAGAGAUCGAGUUCCAAGGGGACACUUUCGCAGUUGAAAAUCCAGAUGGAAUUUAUGUCGUUUGCGAUGACAUGAUCGCAUUUUUUGAAGUCAAACACGAGUCUAAGGUGACUCCAGAGGCCGAAAGUAUACGAGAUGCCAAGCUCCACAGUGACAUCCUCACACUUGAAAUGCCGGAAGGCACCUAUAUCAUUUGCGAUGAUGAGAUCGCCCUGUUCGAAGUCAAUGGCGAGUCUGAACCAAGCAGAAAGUCGAACAUUGCACGAGUCCUGGACUCAGCCCAAGAGGACAGUGAGCACGAGCAUAAAGAGCCAAGGCCUCCCGGCCUCAACGAUGAGCUCAAUUGUUGUUCCACAUUGUGUACCGACUUCCGCCGCGAGGUUUCCGUGCUUGAGACGCCAGAGGGCAUCUAUGUCAUCCACGGUGGCCUUGUGAUUCUUUUUGAAGUUGCCCAAGCCGCGGAGCGCGAAAUCCAGUUCAGACCCAGCCUAGCGCAAGAUGGGACCGAGUUCAAGGCUAAAUCAGAGCCAAAGUCCCUCAGCCUCAGCGAUGAGCUUAGUUCGAUGCCGAUUUCAGUCACUCUUACGCGCGAGUUGAAUAGAGAACAGGAUUAUGAUUUGAUCGACAAAGAUGCUAACAUACAUGAUGUAUUCGACGCAAUGAACGGCCCUACCUCCCGGAAUCUCGUUAGCGCUGGUCCUGGCAAUGGAGCACCCCAGCCCCCAAAGACCCCACGUUCCCCCGACCUAGUCGAUGACGGCUAUGAAUGCCGACCUGAGAAAGACCCCGACAAGGUCUCAAACAUGAAUAAACGUCCGGGAAAUGGCCCAGCCCGAGAACAAGAGUCAGAGGAGACUCCAGAGGUCAAAUGUUUGCGUGGUGUUGAGUCCCAAGGUGACACCCACAUACUCGCGAUGCCGGAGGGCAUCUUUUCUUUCCAAGCAUAA
Messenger RNA from Cantharellus anzutake, 1230 nucleotides. RefSeq lists its product as uncharacterized. The transcript has a single exon. Bases 1 to 1230 code for a protein of 409 amino acids. The record is from RefSeq and is a predicted model, not a curated record. NCBI's taxonomy places the organism in Eukaryota, Fungi, Basidiomycota, Agaricomycetes, Cantharellales, Hydnaceae.